Molecule: messenger RNA, 4517 nt
Organism: Clarias gariepinus (North African catfish)
Lineage: Eukaryota; Metazoa; Chordata; Actinopteri; Siluriformes; Clariidae
Gene: arih1l
Product: ariadne homolog, ubiquitin-conjugating enzyme E2 binding protein, 1 like
Exons: 14
Coding region: 327-1922 (531 amino acids)
Biological process (GO): protein polyubiquitination; ubiquitin-dependent protein catabolic process; positive regulation of proteasomal ubiquitin-dependent protein catabolic process
Cellular component (GO): ubiquitin ligase complex; cytoplasm; nucleus
Molecular function (GO): ubiquitin conjugating enzyme binding; ubiquitin protein ligase activity; zinc ion binding
Source: RefSeq, a predicted model, not a curated record
CACGCUCAACCAAUCAGAAUGAGCUCGAGAGGAAUGCGGGUGACUGGAAAGCGCCGCGUCCUAAUCCACUUUAGCACUUAGUGUGGCGUACAGUUAGUGCAGUCAGGCCUGCGUAGUGCACUCUUAUGAGGAGAGAACAACUGCAUUUGGGAUUGGACCGCAGCAUUAGCCUAGCUCUGUGUGCUAAUGCGGCUGCAGCUUCUAGCCUGGAGAGCUAGCUUCAAUGCAGAGCUGUGUGUUGUGUUUGUUUAUUUGUUGUUGAUUUUCUGAAAGCACUUUGUUACAAUAAAUACACAGAAUAAUAAUUAAGUUAAUCACGCUAAGGAAUGGACUCAGACGAGGGCUAUAACUACGAGUUCGACGACGAAGAGGAGUGCAGCGAGGACAGUGUUGAGGAGGAAGCCGACGACGACGCGCUGGAGCUGGGCGAGGUGGAGCUGGAGGAGCCGGUGGUGGCCGGGGGAGAGCGGGACGGCUGCGGGGAGACGGGAGGCGGCGGCGGGGGAGGCCUCGGGGCUGACCGGGACGAGGAGGAGGAGGACUACCGCUACGAGGUGCUGACCGCGGAGCAGAUCCUCCAGCACAUGGUGGAGUGUAUCAGGGAGGUGAACGAGGUGAUCCAGAACCCAGCGACUAUAACCAGAAUCCUGCUCAGUCACUUCAACUGGGACAAAGAGAAGCUCAUGGAGAGGUACUUUGACGGGAAUCUGGAUAAAUUAUUCUCGGAGUGCCACGUCAUUAACCCCAGUAAGAAGACGAGGACGAGACCCAUGAGCACGCGCUCGUCUAAUCAGGACAUGCACUGCCAGAUCUGCUACCUGAACUACCCCACCACGUAUUUCACAGGUCUGGAGUGUGGACACAAGUUCUGCAUGCAGUGCUGGGGGGAUUACCUGACCACCAAAAUUAUAGAGGAGGGCAUGGGCCAGACCAUCUCUUGUCCUGCCCACAACUGUGAUAUUCUGGUUGAUGACAACACUGUGAUGAGGUUGAUCACCGACUCCAAAGUGAAGCUGAAGUACCAACAUCUAAUCACAAAUAGUUUUGUAGAGUGUAAUAGACUGUUAAAAUGGUGUCCGGCUCCUGACUGUCAUCAUGUGGUCAAGGUCCAGUAUCCAGACGCCAAACCAGUGCGCUGCAAAUGCGGGAGACAGUUCUGUUUCAACUGUGGCGAGAACUGGCACGACCCGGUGAAGUGUAAGUGGUUGAGGAAGUGGAUAAAGAAAUGCGACGACGACAGUGAAACCUCGAACUGGAUCGCAGCAAAUACCAAGGAGUGUCCCAAGUGCCACGUGACCAUCGAGAAGGACGGCGGGUGUAACCACAUGGUUUGCCGUAACCAGAACUGUAAGGCGGAGUUCUGUUGGGUGUGUCUGGGUCCCUGGGAGCCUCACGGCUCGGCCUGGUACAACUGCAAUCGCUACAACGAAGACGACGCCAAGGCGGCCCGAGACGCUCAGGAGCGGUCCCGCGCAGCACUACAGCGUUACCUUUUCUACUGCAACCGCUACAUGAACCACAUGCAGAGCCUGCGCUUCGAGCACAAGCUGUACGCGCAGGUCAAGCAGAAGAUGGAGGAGAUGCAACAGCACAACAUGUCGUGGAUCGAAGUGCAGUUCCUCAAGAAGGCCGUGGACGUGCUGUGCCAGUGCCGAUCCACACUCAUGUUCACCUACGUCUUCGCCUUCUACCUCAAGAAGAACAACCAGUCCAUCAUUUUCGAGAACAAUCAGGCUGACCUGGAGAAGGCCACCGAGGUGCUCUCAGGAUAUCUGGAGCGAGACAUUUCCCAGGAUUCCUUGCAAGAUAUCAAACAGAAAGUCCAAGAUAAGUACAGAUACUGCGAGAGCCGACGGCGAGUUCUGCUGCAGCACGUGCACGAGGGCUACGAGAAGGACUUAUGGGAGUAUUUAGAGGACUGAGAAAGAUUUCUCCGAUCAUAAACUGUCUGUGUGAGGAGGAACCCCUCCCUCCGCCGGUUCCGGAGAGCCCUCUUGGCCAUCUCCACACAUCCGCUCCACACUGCAUCCCUUUUCAUACAUCAUCGUUCUGUUUGUUUUUAUUAAGAUUCUAAAUUAAUUUUAUUCUACUAAAGAAGUAGCUUUAUUAAAGAUGAAACCCAAACCCCACCAUCACCACCAGCUUAUGGUCGUAUGUCAGUAUUGCAGUUUAGUUUGCACCGAGGAACCGCCCUCUUCCCUCCAGCAGGUGGCGUUCUUCAUGGAGACUGUCUCAGUAGUAAGGUGGUUUCCUUCUUCUUUUUUUCUUCUAUAGCUUUUUAUUUUUUAUCAGUUUGGUCUAAGGGCUCGAGCAUGGUUUUUGGCGUGAACGUCCAGGCUUAAAGAUUUCUUAAAGUUUUUCCUUAAGAACAAAUAGCCUUGAGGUGUUGACAGCGGGGUCGUGCAUUUCAGUCUGUAAAUAACGUGCGUGUAUGGAACAUGGCGUAGGACGCAGUUUUGUUUUUUGAACAAGUAUUUAUUUUUUGCAGAUGUUCACCAAACCCCAGUGUGUCUGGGACGGCUGCUCUUCAGCUUUAUGUUUUUUUUCCCUUUUUUUUUUUUUUUUUUUUAACUCAACUGCUAGAGGAUAGAAAUCACAUCAUCAUACAGACAGCGGGAGCAGCGUAGCCUUAGAGGUGAAGGAAUGGUUUAGAGUGGGAGAGAAGAAAAAAAAAUCUGAAAUGCACUUUCAUAACCGUUGCUCUAUGAUGUAGGUGAUCGUUUCUUUAGUUUUGCGUCUCAGCUAAAAGACUGUCGAAAUCUUCUCCACAUCAAGUUGCAGGGGUGUCUUUAUUUUCGAUACACCGAGAUGUUGGCUUCCUGCAGAAACGCAGCGAGUCUGAUAACCGGGCGCUAGAUCUGAGAACGUUUAUAAAUGUUAAGACCUUCAAUUAUUUUCAACAUCGUCUGCAGGCAUGAGUUCACAGCCUUCUGUAAUUAGCUAGUGUCGCUGUGAUUGACAGGAGAUCAAAGGCCCCUCCCACCCAUCAUGCACAGCCACUUUUAUCAGAGAUUAGAUCUCCGACGACAUAUUCGCUUUAGUGCAGUACAGAUUCGGAGUGUCAGCAUCGAAGGGAAGAACUGUGUACUUGUCGUGUGUGUGUGUGUGUGUGUGUGUGUGUGUGGUUGAUCAACACUGGGGUAGCUGCAGGGACGCGCCGCCCCAUACUGAUCAGACUAGACCUACAGGACGUUUGCACUGGUUGUGUUCCUGAUCUGUAAACGCAGUACUCGUGCUCCCUCCGUGAAUUAAACACGUAAUUCCACCACAUGAGUUUUCGCUUUGUGCUGAAAGAGAUAACUGUGUAAUCUGUAAGAUACACAUAAACACACACACACACACACACACCAUAGAAGCUUCUCUAGACCUUUCUGUCUUAUAGAUAACGCUCCAGAGCUCCCCAUUGAUCCCUGCGAGGACACAGAUAGCACAACGACGAUGCUAGUUAGGAUGCAGCACUGCACAUGGAGCCCCGCUGUGUGUAAAGUCAGAAUACUAACAACGUUAACACUCACAGAGCUGCGGGUCGGGUAUCUGGUAGCGCGCGGUGUUCAACAUGAACGGUGUAGUUUAUUGUGCACGAUCAGCACAAAUGGAAAUCAAAUGAAGGAUUAGUGUUGCGUGUGUUCUUCCAGAAUGACGGUUAGGCAUAAGUAUUGACACCCCAUCAAUACCUGGCAUUAUGAUAUAAUCAUGACUGUACACAAAAUAGUCGUGAUAUUGAUGUGCUGGGAGAGAAACCGAUAAUGUUAAAAAUAAUAUAAUAAAUUAUUAAAUAAUAAUAAUAAAAUGAAAUUAUAAAUAUACAAGUUGUGAUUGUGUAAAAGUUCAUCAUUACAGCCUAAAUUAGUUCUUGUGACUUCUGAUGACGCACAGUGCCAUAUCUCGAGUUGAAUAGCUUGCUUGAUCUUAAUGCGAAAACAGAAAAACUAAGAUGAAUUUAAAAUAUAUAUAAUAUUAAUAAUGUGAUGUAAAUGGAUGAUGGGGUGUUAAUACCUAUGCAAGGCCCUGCGCUGUGAUACGAGAGCAUAUGUGAUACUGGCACAUGCCUGCUACAAAACAGCUCCUUUUACACUGUUUAUUGAGUUUUGCGAGUCUUUUCCUUAUAAGUGCAGUUUAUUCCUGCGUUGUCAUACACACCUGUCUUAACACUCGGGAACCGAUUCCUGACGAUACGUACCUACUUGAUCUGUGAUCCGGUCUGUAAGCUAACCGACAGCUCUGACUAACCGCCAUCGUCUCAUGAAACUCAUGACUUUCUAGACCCUUGACUGGAGUGUACAUAGUUAUUUGUGUUUCCCUAACAGCGCCAUGGUGAGACGCCUAAAGGACUCCAGUGAUGGCUCUACUGGGAGAUCUCUUCACCAAAGUGUGAAUAUUAAAUUAAAAAAGAAAAUAAGCAAAAGAAAAUGAAUACUGCCUCCGAUGGGAGAAAUGUUCGUCUUCAGUGGCUUUCAUGUGUUAUAACCAUUCUUACAAAUGAAAAAUUGUCCUAUUUAAAUAAAUCUCAUUCAAAA